This is a messenger RNA of Staurois parvus, 69 nucleotides long. The record is from the annotation of a GenBank genome assembly. Lineage: Eukaryota; Metazoa; Chordata; Amphibia; Anura; Ranidae.
AUGUCGGACAGCGAUCAGUAUCGAAUGAAGAGAAAUCAGCUGAUCUGGCAGCUAAACUCUUACUAUUAG